AAAAAGUAAAUAUGAACAGUGUGUUGUGAGUGAGAUGUUUCAGGAGUUGAAGUAAUUUUCGUCUGUUUACCAACUAAUAACACCUACACAAGUUACUCUGCCAUUAGCGUUCAGGGAGAAAAUGUAAAUAAAAUGCUUUUGUCGAGGACAGAGCGUGUUCUGCAUUGUCAGUGUCAAUCUCCAAAAUCAGCCUCACGAGAAACAGCCGGUUUAGUGUAAGUGAUGCUACCAUCUGUCCAUCGUGGGAUAUUGAAAGCUGCUGUCCACACACUUAGGACAAGCAGAGGAGCUCCACUUAACAGAGUCAUGUCCAUCUGUGAUGGAGUCCCUGUUGGACUGGCUGAUGCUGAGACCAUUUUUGCAUUGUCAUCAGGCCAUGGCCGGUGUGGGGUGGCUGUGGUACGGGUCAGUGGUCCGGCAUCAGCUACAGCACUGAGGAGUAUGGCCGGGCUCACACGCAGCCUGCCUCCUCCACGCACUGCUCUGUUACGCAGCAUCACAGAACCCCAGUCUAAAGAAGUGCUGGACCGUGGACUUGUGCUCUGGUUCCCAGCUCCUCACAGUUUCACGGGAGAGGACAGUGUGGAGUUCCACAUCCACGGUGGACCUGCUGUCAUUACUGCUGUCUUGCAGGCUCUAGGAAGCAUGCCUGGCAUGAGGCCUGCUGAAGCUGGGGAGUUCACGCGGAGGGCCUUUCAAGCAGAGAAGCUAGGUUUAACAGAGGUAGAAGGGCUUGGGGAUCUGAUCCAUGCAGAGACCGAGGCCCAGCGGAGGCAGGCUCUCAGGCAGAUGUCAGGAGACCUGGGUCGCCUUUAUCAGGACUGGAGCCACAAACUGAAACGGUGUCUGGCUCAUGUCGAGGCCUUCAUCGACUUUAGUGAGGAUGAACUCAUUGAGGACGGGGUCUUAACCCAAGUGGACAAGUCGGUGUGUGAUUUACAAGCAGACAUAGAACGACACCUAAAGGAUGAGAGGCGGGGCGAGCGGCUACGCAGCGGAGUCCAGGUGGUCAUUGCAGGAGCUACCAAUGCAGGGAAAAGCAGCCUCCUCAACACAAUCUGCCAGCGGCCAGCUGCUAUUGUGUCUCCCAUUGCUGGGACCACCAGGGAUGUAGUGGAGACAGCCCUGGACAUCGGUGGCUUCCCUGUCCUCUUAACUGACACAGCCGGCCUCAGAGACAGCCCAGACCUGGUGGAGAGAGAGGGGGUCCGCCGUGCACGGGAAAGGGUGGAGCAGGCAGAUCUGACUCUGGUGGUUGUGGACUGUGCCCAUCUGCCCUCGGAUGCACAAGAAGCUGCAGCCUUCCUUCUGGCACACCUGAAGAGUAUUCUGCCUGAGACGGCAUUUCCUCCAACGAGGUGUCUCCUGGUGCUGAAUAAAACCGACCUGCUCCAUGGAGAUCAGAGACAGAAGCUGGACUGGGAGCUGAGACGGGUCUGUGGACUUCCUCCGGUCUGUCUGAUCUCAUGUCACACUAACGAAGGACUGCAGGACUUUGUCACAGUGCUACACAACAGUGUCAAGACUCUGUGUGGCGACCCUCUUUCUGGCGCCCCCACCCUGACCCAGGCCCGUCACAGGGCCCACCUGCAGCAGUGCGUGACAGCCCUGGCUCAGUACCAGCAGUAUCGUGACACUGACCUCGCUCUGGCAGCUGAGGGUGUCCGGCUAGCUCUCACCAGCCUGGGCCGAAUCACUGGACGGGUCGGGCCAGAGGAGAUCCUGGAUAUAAUCUUCAAAGACUUCUGCAUUGGAAAAUAGCCAGAUGAGUAGGCAUUUGUGGAUUUGACAAGGACCAUUUUUGAACAAGUGCGCUGCGGGGACAUCAAGAUCCAGGAUGGCUGGGAGGGGGUUAAGAGUGGAUUUGUUUUGUCUUUUGGAUGCUUAUUUAUGGCUCUCACCAAACUUUGGGCACUUUGUCAACAUUCCUAACAGCGUAGACGCACAAGAAACAUCCUAAACCCUCACUGCUCUGUGUGCCUGUCUGUGGGACUGCAAUGUAAACGGUUCUAAUACAGUAUCUGUUUUAUUUGUUGUUGCUGCGCAUCUCUAAAAGAUCAACUGUGCCAAGACUAAGUUAUGCUUCUUUCUUUUCAAGCAUAACACUCACACAUUCAAAUUAUUACCAAAUAGAUACCAUUAUGCAAAAAAGUAUUAUGUUGGUAGGAAAAUAAUACAGAUAGAAUGCAGUGAAUUGCAGAAGAACUCUCAUGUUACCAGUAGGAAUUCUGACUAUUGACAUAUCCACCGAUCAGGCAUAACAUUAUGACCACUGACAGGUAGUGAUGGGUAAUCAAUGACGGGAUUCAAUGACACAGUGCUUGAGUAGGACAUCUUGUGGUCAAUAAAAUGAAGUGUAAUUGAGAUGUGUCAUUUAUUGGUUCAUGGAUUGUUUGGGAUUCGAUUCGCCAUGCACACUCCUGUUUGACUACAAUACAUGAUUGUAUGGUUUCAAGCUGACAAUAAUAUAUAGAAUAAACAUGGACUCAUGUUGAAGACCAUGUUUCUUAUUUGGCAUGUUUGAUUGUAGUAG
Messenger RNA from Monopterus albus (swamp eel), 2533 nucleotides. RefSeq names its product GTP binding protein 3, mitochondrial (gene gtpbp3). Gene Ontology annotation, molecular function: protein binding; GTP binding; GTPase activity. The transcript is spliced from 12 exons. Lineage: Eukaryota; Metazoa; Chordata; Actinopteri; Synbranchiformes; Synbranchidae. Gene Ontology annotation, biological process: tRNA wobble uridine modification; tRNA methylation. The coding region runs from base 223 to 1761 and encodes 512 amino acids. Gene Ontology annotation, cellular component: cytoplasm; mitochondrion. The record is from RefSeq and is a predicted model, not a curated record.